AUGGACGGGACAGACCAACCUGCAGCCUUAAGCUUAGCUCAGGCUCCGAAGCUGAAGAAACACACUAGUUAUUAUAUCGACUACAUUACCUUCGCGGUUUAUGCUCUAUUCGCGGUUCUUCAUUCUGUGAACAAGAAAAAAACACAGGUCGAAGAUACCCUCUUCAAAGUCCCAAGGGUUGGUUUCGAGGGCCGUUCUGGGACACCCUUUGAGGCAUUUGCAAGCCUCCAGCAGCUCAACGACUCAAGAGAGGGUUUGGACGGUGAUCACCCUGUAUAUCUUCAAGGAGUCCGAGUUUAUGAUUUCGAGAACCUCCUCAGAAUCAUGUAUCCAAACUUCAAAAUCCAAACUGAACGAGCGGUCGUGACCCCACCGAGCGAUACUGAGGAAAAGGGAGUGUGGUUGAGUGUGGUUGAACUCACCACGCCUUCGAUGACGUGA
This is a messenger RNA of Cyclocybe aegerita, 441 nucleotides long. The record is from the annotation of a GenBank genome assembly. Lineage: Eukaryota; Fungi; Basidiomycota; Agaricomycetes; Agaricales; Hemipholiotaceae.